AUGGGAAAAACUGCAGCUUCUUGCCUAUUUUUUGUGGAAGUGUCCUUUGCUUCAUUGCUUGGAACGAUUUCAGUGGAGGGUGAUUAUCGUCAUAUUUAUCCACUUGUCAUGUUGGCAAUACGAUUUGAUGAUGAUUCGCAUAUUAUGCCAUAUUUUUUCGGUUUGAUCGAGAAUCUUGAUUAUCCAAAGGAUCGUAUGUCAAUUGAUAUCUACAUUGGUCAACAUAAUGAUGCAACCACAACAAAAGUAAAGUGGUAA
Molecule: messenger RNA, 258 nt
Organism: Dracunculus medinensis (Guinea worm)
Lineage: Eukaryota; Metazoa; Nematoda; Chromadorea; Rhabditida; Dracunculidae
Source: the annotation of a GenBank genome assembly